AUGAGUGUUCAUCCUGGUUCCAACCCAGGAACUCGGGUGUACCAGGACCGGAACCCAGGUCUUGAACCUGGACCGGGUUGGUCGGGGUCAGACCCUGGCUGGAACCCAGUCACUGCAAAUAAAUUUGAUAACAUCUAUUACAAAAACCUUGUGAACAAUUCUGGGCUACUUCAGUCAGACCAAGCUCUUAUGGGGGACAAUAAAACCACUUCAAUGGUCAUUAACUAUAGCAAGUUCCAUUAUCUUUUCUAUAGGGAUUUUGCAGCAUCAAUGGUGAAGAUGGCCAGCAUAGGUGUGCUUACAAGACAAAGUGGAGAGAUUAGAAAAAACUAUAGAGUGGUGAACUAA
Molecule: messenger RNA, 348 nt
Organism: Juglans microcarpa x Juglans regia
Lineage: Eukaryota; Viridiplantae; Streptophyta; Magnoliopsida; Fagales; Juglandaceae
Product: peroxidase-like
Exons: 2
Coding region: 1-348 (115 amino acids)
Biological process (GO): response to oxidative stress
Molecular function (GO): peroxidase activity; heme binding
Source: RefSeq, a predicted model, not a curated record